Messenger RNA from Drosophila kikkawai, 2893 nucleotides. RefSeq names its product RAD21 cohesin complex component verthandi (gene vtd). The record is from RefSeq and is a predicted model, not a curated record. Gene Ontology annotation, biological process: replication-born double-strand break repair via sister chromatid exchange; sister chromatid cohesion. Lineage: Eukaryota; Metazoa; Arthropoda; Insecta; Diptera; Drosophilidae. Gene Ontology annotation, cellular component: cohesin complex. Gene Ontology annotation, molecular function: chromatin binding; protein binding; nucleic acid binding.
AUAUUUCUCCACCUCUAGAAAUUUUAUUUAAUAUAAAUUACAGUACUUAGAAUAAAAUGUUCUAUGAACAUAUCAUAUUGGCCAAAAAAGGGCCAUUGGCCAGGAUCUGGUUAGCAGCACACUGGGAUAAAAAAAUAACUAAAGCCCAUGUGUUUGAAACUAAUAUCGAAAAGUCGGUCGAAGGCAUAUUGCAACCUAAAGUAAAAUUGGCGCUUAGGACUUCUGGGCAUCUAUUAUUGGGAGUUGUGCGCAUUUAUUCCAGAAAAGCAAAGUAUUUAUUAGCGGAUUGCAAUGAAGCCUUUGUUAAGAUUAAGAUGGCAUUCCGACCAGGCAUGGUUGACUUACCGGAAGGCCAUAGGGAAGCGAAUGUUAAUGCCAUUACACUUCCCGAAGUUUUUCACGACUUUGAUACCGCAUUACCCGAACUGAAUGAUAUUGAUAUUGAAGCUCAAUUCUCUAUAAACCAGUCCAGAGCUGACGAAAUAACAAUGAGAGAAGAUUACGCCAGUUUGUCGCUUUCGUUACAAGACGACGGCUUUGGAGAUAUUGGAUUUGAAGCGGAAACGCCAGAAGUUAUUCGGGGGUCUUCUGAUAUUAAUGAUAAACUUUUUGAUAGUGACGUCCUAACAAAUAUAGAGCCAAUGGAUCGGCACGCAACCGAGGAUCAAGGUGAUAUAUCUGAGGAUCGAUUGGACGGUGAUGGCUUUGGAGAUUGCUUUGGACAACCAGAGCUUUUCGAAGAUGACCUCUUUGGUGAACCGUCUCAACCAGCUGACCAGAUUGACAAGGAAGCUAAAGUAGAUAACAUUGAAGCUGAUUCCGACAAUGAGGAUAUUGAGAAUUUUAAUGCUCUUCCGUCGCCAGCAACAUCGUGCUUAAACUCAAUCAUUGAUGAAAAGGAAGGAUCAUUUAACAAACACGCCGAAGUCUCUGAAAAUGUAAAACUAAAUGAAGUAACUCUUGUACAAAAUGAAGAUGAGGGAUUCGCUUUAGCUCCAAUUGAUGCAACUGUAUAUAAGGGCAUAACAAAGGCAAAACGCAAAAGGAAACUUAUUAUUGAUGAAAUAAAAAAUAUUUCUGGAGAAGAAAUGAAGGCUCAAUUAGCAGAUACUUCUGACAUAUUGACUACUCUGGAUCUUGCACCACCUACAAAGAGGCUUAUGUAUUGGAAAGAAACUGGAGGCGUUGAAAAACUUUUCUCGUUGCCAUCAAGAUCGAUACCGGCACGAUCGUUAUUUAAUAAUUAUAGCCGACAGUUAUUAUCUCAUUCGACAUUCUUUGAAGAUUUUUCAAGCGUUGCACCUAUGGAUAUUCUUGCAUUGGAAUUUUAUUCGCAAGAUAAGGAAAAUUCAUUGAUUAUCUUAACUAAAAAAGGGCGCAAACGAAAGUGUGACCUUUCAACACAUAAUUUAACAGAUCUUGGAGCAGAUUCGCUAAUUCAAAGCCUUGAUGCUCCCGAUGUUUUGAGAGACGAGCAAAAAUCAUUGGGGUUAUCUGUAGCAUCUUUAAAUAUUGCAUCAAAACACCAAGAAACUUUUGUUGGUCAAAACGAAUCCACUUUAUUUGAUAAUAUGCGGAGUCCAGAGUUGUUAUCAUUUAAUGACAUUGAACAAUUUUCAUCAAUAAAUGAAUUGCCAUUAACUCCGAGAAAUGCAAAUCAAGACAUCGGGGAUGAUUUUAAUCACGGUGACUCUACGCCAGCCGAGUUGGAUCACGGCCAAACAACUCCCCAACAUACAAGUAUUGGAGAAAUAGAUAACAUCCCAAAUAUACCCACAGAUCAAAUUAGUUCAAUUAUAAAAGAAACUGCUGCAAGGACAAGAUUGGAUGACAACAAUUUUUCAAAGGGAUGGAACAACUACGAAAUUUCAACUUUUGUUGGUCAAAAUCAAAGUGAUGAACAAAUGGAAAAUGAAACAGAUGAACAAUUUGAAGAACGAGUUUUAAAUAAAAGAGCUUCUCAACUGUUCAUUGAUGUUAGAGCACAUUUUAUCUCUAAUAAUAAUUUGGCCCUUUCUCAGUUAACAGCAGGAAACUCUAGGAAGCAGGCCGCUCAAAAGUUUUACUCGCUUCUGGUUCUAAAAAAAUUUAAAGUACUUCACAUUACUCAACCUGCUCCCUAUGCAGAUAUAACAAUUACACGAGGACAAACCUUUGAAAAUCCAAAAAUUUAAUUCGAACCAUCAGGAAAAACGCAUCUGUUUUACUUAUUUGUAUUACAUAUUUUAAAUUAUAAAAAUGUAACGUUUUUUAUAUUCUAUAAAAAGUAUCCAAAACCAAUUAAAAUUAAAAAUAUGGUUAUAUACUCAAGGGGUUAGACCACAAAGAUAUGUAAUGAAAAAGUUUAGUGUAAUUUAAUUUUUAACUAUGUUAAUAAAUUGUGUAUGACAAGCGCAGGAAUACUGUCUUAAAAAACACAGGAGCUCACUAUAUUAUACAAGAAAGAAUAGAAUAAUACUUUUAGGUCCGUAUUUUAACGACCAGGAAUGGCUACUUUAACUUUAACAAUAGCUCUAGUUAAUAUUAAAAAUUAUAACAUAUAGGUAAAUUAAUUAUAAUAUAAGAUAAAACUAUGUAUUAAAUAUUUUUUCAUGAAUAAUUCAGACGAAAUGUAAAAUAUUUUAAUUUAUUUAAUGUUGGUAUCGAGGUCUAACCCUGUAUUUUUGGUUUUGAACGUAAUAAAUUUCAGAAAAAAGUUUUCAACGCUAUACAAAUGACGACAUCUGCUACCUGGAAAAAAAGUUUAUGAAGUGAACAUAAACAAUUUAAAUAACUUAAGUCGUAAUUAUAAAAUAAAAUUUGUAGAAAACAAAUAAAUCUAAUAAGAAAAAAUUAUAUAAAUACAUACUACAUAAAAAAAAUAAAAAGUACCUUUCAAGCGGUUUUCAGCGGA